Acanthochromis polyacanthus (spiny chromis) is the source of this 530-nucleotide messenger RNA. RefSeq names its product ribosomal protein L31 (gene rpl31). Gene Ontology annotation, cellular component: ribosome; cytosolic large ribosomal subunit. Bases 124 to 498 code for a protein of 124 amino acids. Gene Ontology annotation, biological process: cytoplasmic translation. The record is from RefSeq and is a predicted model, not a curated record. Gene Ontology annotation, molecular function: structural constituent of ribosome. Lineage: Eukaryota; Metazoa; Chordata; Actinopteri; Pomacentridae. The transcript has 5 exons.
GCAGGAACCCUCAGCCGUUAAUGCGUUCCUAUCGAACAUUUUACAGAGCGGACUGGUUUCCUUUACCCAUAAUCCUCUGCUUUAGAUCCGUCCUUCCGACUUCCGCCUCAACUACGAGCCGAAAUGGCCCCCACUAAGAAAGGAGAGAAAAAGAAGGGGCGUUCAGCCAUCAACGAGGUGGUGACCAGAGAGUACACCAUCAAUGUCCACAAGCGCAUCCACGGAGUGGGCUUCAAGAAGAGGGCCCCCCGCGCCAUCAAGGAGAUCCGCAAGUUUGCCGUGAAGGAGAUGGGAACCCCUGAUGUCCGCAUCGACACCCGCCUCAACAAGGCCGUGUGGAGCAAGGGUAUCAGGAACGUGCCGUACAGGAUACGCGUACGUCUGUCCAGGAAGCGUAACGAGGACGAGGACUCCCCCAACAAACUGUACACCCUGGUCACAUACGUUCCUGUCACCACAUGCAAAGGUCUGCAGACAGUCAAUGUUGAUGAGAACUAAAUUUGCGAGUGGAAUAAACUGAAGUAAAAUGA